Perkinsus marinus ATCC 50983 is the source of this 822-nucleotide messenger RNA. Its product is annotated as Pyruvate kinase, putative. The record is from RefSeq and is a predicted model, not a curated record. Lineage: Eukaryota; Perkinsozoa; Perkinsida; Perkinsidae. Gene Ontology annotation, molecular function: magnesium ion binding; pyruvate kinase activity; potassium ion binding. Gene Ontology annotation, biological process: glycolytic process. The transcript has a single exon. Gene Ontology annotation, cellular component: cytoplasm. Bases 1 to 822 code for a protein of 273 amino acids.
AUGGGUGAGGCCGGUAAGAACGUUCAGAUCAUCUCCAAGAUCGAGAGCACUGAGGGUCUCAGGAACUUCGAUGAUAUCCUCGAGGCUUCCGAUGCCAUUAUGAUCGCUCGUGGUGAUCUUGGUAUGGAGAUGCCCCCUGAGAAGGUCUUCCUCGCUCAGAAGAUGAUGACUGCUCGCUGCAACCUCGCUGGCAAGCCCGUCAUCACCGCCACUCAGAUGCUCGAGUCCAUGAUCGAGAACCCCAGACCUACUCGUGCUGAGGUCAGUGAUGUUGCUGAUGCUGUUCUCGAUGGUACCGAUGGCGUUAUGCUCUCCGGUGAGGCCGCCAACGGUAAGUUCCCCGUGAACGCCAUUUCGAUCCAGCGCCGCAUCUGCGAGAGUGCCGAGUCUGUCAUCGACUACGAUUCCCUUUACCUCCGCAUUCGUGAGGCUGUCAUGAACCAGCACCCCGAAGGUCUUCCUGUCGCCGAGUCGAUCUGCUCCAACGCUGUUGCUCUCGCCUCUGAGGUCGACGCCUCUCUUAUUCUCGCCCUCAGCCAGACUGGUUCUACUUCUCGUCUUUUGGGCAAGUACCGUCCUCGUCAGCAGAUCUUGUGCGUCACCGAUAACAAGCACGCUGUUGCCCACACCGCUGUGGCUCGUGGUAUCCUCCCCUUCCAGGUUGAGUCCCUUAAGGAUACCGAGACUGUCAUUGCCAAGGCCCUCGAGUACGCCAAGUCUGUUGGCCUCGUGAAGGUUGGUGAUAAGGUUGUUGCCGUUCACGGUAUCAAGGAGAACACUGCUGGUGCCACCAACAUGAUGGAAGUUGUCAAUGUUGAGUAA